AUGGCUCAAGUUUUUACUAUACUAUAUAUGAUCCCCGAUGUAGCGCAAUACCCACACCUCCGCUUUGACGGCGAUAACGUAUCCGACUGGAUUGAGCAGGUCGAUCGGAUCUUUGAGAGAGCUCGACUCAGUGAUGCUCAAAAGAUUGCCGAAAUCCAGUACUGGACUAAGGACAGGACGCAUCAGAAAAGGGUGGAGGACGCUAUCGAUCAACUUCACAGUUGGAGUGUUGCGGUAACGGCUCUGAAAAGUACCUUCGUAAUCGGAGACCCCAGACAACUACGAAGUGCAUACCAGCGCCUCAAAGACCUCUAG
Messenger RNA from Pseudomassariella vexata, 315 nucleotides. RefSeq lists its product as uncharacterized. The transcript has a single exon. Lineage: Eukaryota; Fungi; Ascomycota; Sordariomycetes; Amphisphaeriales; Pseudomassariaceae. The record is from RefSeq and is a predicted model, not a curated record. Bases 1 to 315 code for a protein of 104 amino acids.